Molecule: messenger RNA, 2919 nt
Organism: Anastrepha obliqua
Lineage: Eukaryota; Metazoa; Arthropoda; Insecta; Diptera; Tephritidae
Product: organic cation transporter protein-like
Exons: 1
Coding region: 1116-2825 (569 amino acids)
Biological process (GO): transmembrane transport
Cellular component (GO): membrane
Molecular function (GO): transmembrane transporter activity
Source: RefSeq, a predicted model, not a curated record
GUGAGUAUGGCGUUGAAUGUGAGAAAAUGACUCACAGCGUUGACUUCAAAUGCUUUAACGGCAUCAGAAGGCUUUUGGAGAUUCACUUAAAGAGCUUGCUGUUAGUAGUCCGUUGGCAGAGAUCGCGAAUGGUUUCAUUCGGAUAGCUGUGGGUUUUGUGAUUUUGAUUGACACAGCGCGCGGGAACCAUAAAGUCAUAAUUUCGAAACACUUCAGUUCAUGCCUGAUAUUGGUACAAGACUUUUUGAUGUGAAAUUAAUCAAAUAACACGGCAUUGUUGUUUAUUGUCAGCUAAAGCAAAUAUACUAAUUAAAAAAAUAGAACAUUUUAUUAAAAAACUAAACGUGCACAGUUGGUAAUUAUUUAUUUGCGCGAAGUAUAAUUGCAUAUAUGAACGGCAUGUGUUGCAUAGACUUUGAACGUGUGAGUGGUGACGUAUACGCAACGCGAAAUGAAUUCAAUGCGAUAACCACACACUUGUAUGCAUACAAAUGUAUAACUCGUUGCUAAGAACUGAAUUAUUAACUACGAAGCAGAACCAUGAAUUUUUUUUAGAAAUAAAAAACGAAAGACCUUUUCGACUUUCAGCUGAAAAAAAAAACGGAAUAAGCUAUGUAAGCAGAAUAAGAGGCGGUGUUACGAUUACUCCAUAAAGCGCUGCAUUAUACAGUUAACGGAGACUACAACUUAUAACCAAAGCCAAACAUUUUGCUGGCCCAGCGCUGAUGACAGAAGCGACAAAAAGCAAUCAAUUAACUACAAAUUUACAUAUACAAUUUGUUCUUCGCUAGUGGCUAGUGAAGUGCAUUUCAUUACUUUAGGCAAACAUUUCAGUGAAGCUCUUUUCUACUUCGUUGAAUUAGACACUUUUGUUUUCGAGUUACAAAUUGCCGUCAUUUAAACCAACGGCGUUGUCUUAAGGUCAACUUCUUUACGCACCAUCUACCACGCUAUUGUUCAUGUGUCACGCACGUGCGCACACAGACACAUACAAAAUAUAUAUAAAAACAAAAUUGGCAAAGAAAUUAAGCACAAUACUUUGCUAGAUUUUAGCUGGAUUCGUUUGGCGAGGUAUUCUCUGAUUUCGCAUAUACAUACAUAUAAAAGCCGUUAGGAUGGGUUACGACGACGUCAUCACAUAUUUGGGCGAUUUUGGCAAAUAUCAGAAACAAAUUUAUUUUCUACUUUGUUUACCUGCCAUUUCAUGCGCCUUCCAUAAGCUUGCUGGUGUCUUCCUUUUAGCGCGCCCAGAAUUUCGCUGUCUAUUACCAUUUGAGAAUGCAUUGAAUGCAACUUACGACUCUUUUCCGAAAGACCAUUGGAAUCUUACUUAUCCGUACGACUCUGCUACCGGCAAAUACCAGAGAUGCGAAUACUAUGAUGCCGAUUAUACAGUGGACUAUUUACAAACAGCUACCUCGCCGGCCACGGAGAACGGCACUGUCAAAUGCAAUCACUACGUAUACGACCGGUCUAAGCAUGAGAACAGCGCCGUAACUGAAUGGGACAUGGUAUGCAGUCGUGGCUUAUUAACUGCCACUAGUGAUAGCCUUUUCAUGCUUGGCGUGUUGUUGGGCAGUAUUAUAUUUGGCCAGAUGUCAGACAAGUAUGGACGCAAGCCGAUUUUCUUCACUUCUUUGGUCAUACAGGUUAUCUUCGGUGUGAUAGCUGGCGUGGCUCCUGAGUACUUUACCUACACAAUAUCUCGUAUGAUUGUGGGUGCAACGACGUCCGGUGUCUUUCUGGUGGCGUAUGUCAUUGCUAUGGAGAUGGUGGGCUCCUCAUAUCGUCUAUUCGCAGGAGUAGCUGUACAAAUGUUCUUCUCAGUUGGUUUUAUGUUAACUGCUGGUUUUGCUUACUUCAUUCACGAUUGGCGUUGGUUACAAAUAGCGCUGACUCUACCAGGAUUGCUGUUCAUGUGCUAUCAUUGGGUCAUACCGGAAUCGGCCAGAUGGUUGCUCUCUAAGGGUAGAAAAGAGGAGGCUAUUGUAGUCAUAGAAAAGGCGGCACGUAUAAAUCGUGUCACCAUACCUAGCGAAGUGUAUGACAAUCUAAUUGAUGAAGCGGCGGAGAGAGAGAAAAUAGAGAAGAGCUCGGCCGACAAUGCAGAUGAAAAGGCAUCGACUGUCUUCGAUCUUCUAAAAUAUCCAAAUUUGCGACGAAAAACAUUGCUAAUUUUCUUCGAUUGGUUUGUCAACAGCGGUGUCUACUAUGGACUAUCUUGGAACACAAACAAUCUCGGCGGCAAUGUACUACUUAACUUUAUGAUUUCGGGAGCUGUUGAAAUACCAGGCUACUCAUUCCUUCUCUUCACACUUAAUCGCUGGGGCCGGCGUACAAUUCUCUGUGGUUGUAUGCUUGUCGCAGGUAUCAGCCUACUGCUCACCAUAGUUGUGCCUGUCGAUAAAAACUGGAUCAUUAUACUUUGUGCUAUGGUAGGCAAACUGGCCAUUACCGCAUCGUAUGGAACCAUAUAUAUUUUCUCAGCGGAGCAAUUUCCAACUGUGGUGCGUAAUGUUGGCUUAGGAGCCGCAUCAAUGGUAGCGCGUAUAGGCGGCAUUUUGGCACCCUAUUUAAAUUUACUGGGCGAAAUAUGGCGUCCUUUGCCUUUAAUGAUUUGUGGUGCCUUGGCUUUCAUUGCAGGUCUUUUAUCUUUAAUGCUGCCGGAGACGCUUAACAAACCAAUGCCAGAAACGAUAGCAGAUGGUGAGCUUUUCGGAAAACGUACUCUCAAAGAUGAGGCAGUCGAAAGUGGUGGUGAGGAGCUAACAAGAAUCGUAUCCCAAGAAAGAGCAAAUUACGUUGCAAACGGGAAAGCUAAAUGAUGGCAUUUAUUUUACUAGAACUAGUUAAGUUGAUUUGAAAUUUAUAGAAAUACUUAAUGUUUAAUUUUAUAUUAAAAAAGCAGUACUUUCACAA